CUACUGGUAGUAGCCCUUGCAUUGAGCCACAAAGCUAAGGGACAGCAGCCAACCCCCAAGCCCCCCUUUACAGGCACCAGAGAAGGAAAAAGGAGCCAAAGAAUUAAAGGCACAGAGCAAGAAACUACAUGGGUCAAGCCACUGUCAUCUUUUCUUGCUGCUAUUCUGUUCCCUAUUGUUGGUUAAUAUUAAAAUAGCAAUAUAGGUUUUGUUUUUCCAGACUCUAGCAAAUUAGGUCAAUAAAACCAAGACUUUCUGUUACAACAUUCUGAUAUAAAACAAAAUGCACAAUAUUUUAAGAGUUUUCCAGGGCUUUUUGCUUAACUACAAAAUAAUCAAGUCUGUUAAGUUAUAUGAGUUUGCCUCACAUAAUAACGCUGCAUAAACACUGUUCUAAGUUUCUUGGUGUAUUGGCAAGUUUUUCACUGCCAAUAUAAAUUUGUUUCACCACCAAAGAGAAAUGUUUCAAACUGUGUACUUUCAUUCUUGGUCACAGCUGGAAUUUGAAGAUUGAUCCAAGGACUGUAUUAAUUUCAGGAAUUGAUUUGAAAGACACUGGCUCUGCCACUUAACAGCCAUGUAACCUUGGAUAUGGAAGAAAGCAGCAGUGUAGCCAUGUUGGUGCCAGAUAUUGGAGAACAGGAAGCCAUAUUGACUGCCGAAGGUGUCAUCAGUCCUUCAUUGGAAGUUGAUGAACCCAGAAAAACCAAAGCAGAUCCCUUAAUCCAUGUGAUUCAGAAGUUAAGCCGGAUAGUGGAGCAUGAAAAGUCACAAAAAUGUCUUCUAAUUGGGAAAAAGCGCUCACGAUCAAGUGUGACAACCCAUCCCCGGGAAAACCCAGAAGUUUGUGAGAUUCCAGCUAAAGUAACCCAUUUGCCCGCUGCUGCUAUUAGAAAGGAUGAGAUGAAACAAGCAAGUUCCACCCCUGACUCUCUUGCCCAUGGUGACAGCAAGGCUAUGUCUUACCAGUGUAGCCUUUGUAAGUUUCUGUCAUCAUCAUUUUCUGUGUUAAGAGAGCACAUCAAGCUGCACGGCCAGCAGAAUGAAGUGAUAUUAAUGUGUUCUGAGUGCCAUAUUACAUCAAAAAGCCAAGAGGAACUCGAAGCUCAUGUGGUCAAGGAGCAUGAAAAUGAUGCCAGCAGUCAUACCCCGCCCAAAGUCCAGCAGUGCAGUGCCCCCUCCAACUCCUUCUGUCAGAGGACCACAGAGAGAACCAUUGAAACCGGUGGCGAUGUCCCAGUCAGUGUGGACAGUCCACAGACUCACCCUGGCCAAACCACAUCCUUGGCAGAGGUGGGUGGGAGGAAAUGGUACGCAUAUGAGCAGUAUGGGAUGUAUCGAUGCUUGUUUUGCAGUUACACUUGCGGCCAGCAGAGAAUGUUGAAAACCCAUGCCUGGAAACAUGCAGGAGAAGUUGACUGCUCCUAUCCCAUCUUUGAAAAUGAAAACGAGCCCUUGGGCUUGCUGGAUUCUUCCACAUCGACAGCACCUGGUGGCGUGGACGCAGUGGUCAUUGCCAUAGGGGACAGUGAGCUGAGUAUCCACAAUGGGCCGGCCGUCCAAGUGCAGAUUUGCAGCUCAGAGGCAUUAUCAUCUUCAUCUUUAGACCAGCAUUCAGAAGAAAGGGUACACCUAAGUCGCUCAGUUACCCUGGACCCUACUGAGGAAGAAGCACUUGAGGUGAUGUCUGAUGCUGAGGAGAGCUUGAUCGCCGACAGUCUGCUUUCAUCAGCACAGAAAAUCAUCAGCAGUAGCCCCAAUAAAAAAGGUCACAUGAACGUGAUCGUGGAACGUUUGCCGAGUGCCGAAGAAACUCUUUCACAAAAACCUUUCCUCCUGAAUGCUGAACUAGAUGAGGGCAAAAACCUGAACCCAUCAGAAGGCCAGGCCAGCUGUGCAGGAACCAGUGCCAUCUUCCAUGCUGAUAAAUGCGCUGUUGAUAUUGGAGGGUUGAUCAUUGGCUGGCACAGUCCAGAGAAGAAAGACAGUGAGUUACUAAGUAAAGGACUGGCCCCUGAUGAGAAUGCCCCACCUGGCCGCAGGAGGACAAAUUCUGAGUCUCUCAGGUUGCACUCAUUAGCUGCCGAAGCCCUGGUCACGAUGCCUAUAAGAGCGGCUGAACUAACCAGAGCCAGUCUUAACCACUAUGGGGAUAUAAACCUGUUAGAUCCAGAUACAGGGCAGAGGCAAGCUGAUAGGCCAUUGGCAGCAUAUUCCAAAAUGAUGUCACCUCUUAAAAACACUUCAGAAGGAUUGACUAGCUUCAGCCAAAGCAACUCUACCCUGCUGGCACUCCCAGAGGGUGGACAGGAAUUAACAGAUGGCCAAGUCAAGACCGGCAUCAGCAUGUCCCUACUCACUGUCAUUGAAAAGCUGAGAGAAAGGACAGACCAAAACGCUUCAGACGACGACAUUUUGAAGGAGCUGCAGGACAAUGCCCAGUGCCAACCCAACAGUGACACAAGUCUGUUGGGAGCCAGUGUGGUGGAAUACAUCCCUGAGGCUGAGCGACCCUACCGCUGUCGCUUGUGUCACUACACAAGCGGUAAUAAGGGUUACAUCAAGCAACACCUGCGUGUCCAUCGGCAGAGGCAGCCCUACCAGUGUCCCAUCUGUGAGCACAUAGCCAAUAACAGCAAAGACUUGGAGAGUCACAUGAUCAACCAUUGUAAGACAAGAAUCUACCAGUGUAAACAAUGUGAAGAGUCCUUUCAUUACAAGAGUCAACUGAGGAAUCACGAAAGAGAGCAGCACAGCCUUCCGGACACCUUGUCAAUAGCAUCUUCUAAUGAGCCACGAAUUGCCAGUGAUGCUGCCGAUGGAAAAUGUGUUCAGGAAGGGAAUAAGUCGUCGGCCCAGAAACAGUAUAGAUGUGACGUGUGCGAUUACACAAGCACAACAUAUGUUGGUGUCCGAAACCACAGACGGAUUCAUAACUCUGAUAAGCCGUACAGGUGUUCUUUGUGUGGUUACGUGUGCAGCCAUCCUCCUUCCUUGAAGUCACACAUGUGGAAGCAUGCCAGUGACCAAAAUUACAACUACGAGCAAGUAAACAAGGCCAUUAAUGAUGCGAUUUCACAAAGUGGCAGAGUUCUGGGGAAAUCUCCUGAGAAAACUCGGUUGACCACGGAAGGAAAAGCUGAUCCAGUCACUGGAAGAUCAGAAAUUUUGGUGUCCGCCUCAGAACUGAUGUCUCAGGCGCCCAGUGAAGGUGUGGAUUCCAACGAGGGUGAGAAAGUGAGCCCUCCCAGUAAUGCAUCGUACAGUUUAGAAAAGACCUCCAGCCUGGCCCCUCCUGGUAUGGAGUACUGUGUUUUACUCUUCUGUUGUUGCAUUUGCGGUUUUGAAUCAACCAGCAAAGAAAAUCUGUUGGAUCAUAUGAAAGAACAUGAGGGUGAGAUUGUCAACAUCAUUCUCAAUAAGGACCAGCAUGCUGCCAUAAGCACAGACUAGCUGGAAGAAUACCUGGAAGAGACUGCUUUAACCACAGAUGACUAACCUACUAGACAAAGAGGUGGUAGGCCUGGUGUGGCUUUGGAACCAAACUUGUCGUAAGAUGAAUUCCAAAUCGAUAAGCAGUAAUGAUAUUUAAGUUAUCUUGAGUGUGGGGAAGCAAACAUAUAAUCCUAUAUUAACUUUCUGUCGCCCUUCUUAGUGUGGAGUAUGUUUGUUAUUGCAGCUUAUUCUAGUUUAGAGAUACAGGCAGAAAGGCAGUGCAGAAAGGUCUUUCAGGAGCCCUUCUGAAACUUGCGAUGAAGUUCCACCGUCCUAAGCAGAUCCCAGGAGCUUCGUGUCCACCUGCCAGCUCUAGAGUAAACACGCCUCUGCUGGGGGAGCUCAGGGGGGUUAGGGAGGGCUUCUCCAGUACCAGCAAGGAAAGAUUUGAAGUGAUCUCUUUAAAUUGUUCCCUUACUCUAAGAAAGUAGACAUCUCUAAAUCAAAUUUAAAGCCUAAAUAGACAUUUCUGAAGUCAACUGUCAUCUGAAACUUAGAUGAAUUUCUUAUGGGCAAAGGAAACAAUCUCAAACCAUGUCCCAAAUUCAUAGAGACACCUGUACUUUUCAGAGAUGCUCUUCAGAGUGUUGAAAGAUGAAGGCCCCCUUCUCCCAGUUACUUAGGCUUUUUCCUCCUCUCCUGUAUGAGACUCUCUCAUCAUCUGAGUCUUGGCAUAAGAGUAUGAAAAUGUACAUGACUAUCAGCCCUGGGAAAUAAUUUGAAUUAUCAAGAUAAAAGUUACUUAGAGGGCUAAGCUGAUGACGCACACCUAUAAUCUUAGCACUCAGUAGGCUGAGGUGGGAGGAUUGCAAAUUCAAGACCAGUCUGGACUAUAUAGGUGAGAUCUAGUCUGAAAAAACAAAUGUCACUUGGAGAAUGAGAGAGGAAAUUCAGAAACUUCUUAAAAUUAGUACUGUUACAGAGAUCUUUCCUUACUGGAGUAUAUUAAUUACAUUUAUUUAUAGCGGAAAAGAAAUAUCCAAAUAUUCUUAAGACACUGAAAAUUCAGGUUGUAAAAGUUCUAAUAAGAAACAGCAAGUCAAUAGGAUUUUUUUGAAAGAAGCUCCAUUUGUUUGAUGUAAGAAGACAGGAAUACCCACUAGAUGUGCUUUGCAUAAAAACUUGCCAUCAGGUAAAUAGACAUAAUCAUUUCAUUAGAUAUUUUAUAUUGCGUUUGAUUGAAAAGGUGAAAUACACAGGGUGUUGUAGUUCUGGUCACAUUUUUAUACAUUGUUUCAUCAAAAUAAAUUCUGCCUAGGAGAUAGGAGGCUGGCUGGCGCCCUGUGCAGGGCACCAUCCUCACCAUGCUGUUUCUGAGUAGCAAUUACUAAUGUCUAGAGAUGGGGCUGUGCCUAAAUACACCUAGGCCCUCAAAAUAGAGCUCUGUGAAUGGAAUAUUCUAGAGAUAAGUGUUAGGAAAGAAGUAAAUGAAAAUAUUGUCUUAAAAGCAGUAAGAACUAUAGUAAUUGGGGCUACCUUUGAAACAUUUUCUGAUUAGUUUCCUUUGUAAUCUUAUUUUGGUGAUGGGAUUUAAACAAAUAGAACUAAUUCUGUACCCCUUUGAUAAAGCUUUAGUUUAUUUGUGGAACUCAAUCCAUUACUGAGACAUGGUUUUGGAAAAGAUAAAAUGAAUUAUAAUUAUAUAUGUAAUUAUACAUAUAUAUGUAAUAUAUAUAUAAUUUCUCAAAUCCACAAUACAUGGAAUUUUAUAUUAAGUUUUCUCCUUUUCAGAACUGAUUUGAAUUUUAAAUUCAAAUAAAAAAGUUCCAUUUCUCAUGCCCAUUACCACCCAUCUGUAGACAGUUUCUCACUGCUAUUAACUCAGACCCCUUAUUCCUUUCUAAUGACCUUCCAAGAAUUGGCAUGGGCUUUAAUUUUAUAUAAUCAUCUGGAAAAUAAUAAACAGAAAGAUCCCCCAAAAUUUCAAGUGUUACUUCUAGAAUUACUUCUCUCUAUUCUCUGAAACCACUUCCUAUUGGUUAUUACUUCAACUUGCCAUCCGCAAUCAUGAAUUUAAAGUUUCUCUUCCCCAUGGGAAAACAUUUACCCAGAAGUUCAAAGCCUUUAAACAGGGAUGUGACUUUGAAAGUGGUCCUCCUGGCCCAAAGGAGGUGCCUUAAGGGAAUAGCCACAGGAGAAUACCAUAUCUACACACAGUAUCCAAAGAAGAGUAUCAUAUCCAUACGUAAUGUCCACAGGAUAUUCUGGUAUUGCCAUUCAAGUUCUGAGGCAAACCUUCCAUGUGCUUCUACCAAGAAGGAUUGAGUUUUCUCAAAGUAGUAAGGAAAAUGAAAUGUGCAGUUGUAAUUGCAUAAAAGAUAACAUUCAUCACCAGGAACCCAUUUACAGGAAUAACACUUUAUCGCUGUCAGCUUUUGUUAUCUACCAAGCUGGUGCUGUUUGUUUGCUGCUCUGAUAAGCUUUGAUGGUGAACAUUGAUUUUUGAAAGAAAAUGAUUAGAGUAGGGCACCAGUGGCUUAUGUCAAUACUCCUAGCUACUCAGGAGGUUGGGAUCUGAAGAUCAUAGUUCAAAGCCAGCCCAGGCAA
Perognathus longimembris pacificus (Pacific pocket mouse) is the source of this 6042-nucleotide messenger RNA. It is a transcript of the gene Znf507, whose product is annotated as zinc finger protein 507. The transcript has 6 exons. Bases 592 to 3453 code for a protein of 953 amino acids. The record is from RefSeq and is a predicted model, not a curated record. Gene Ontology annotation, biological process: regulation of gene expression. Gene Ontology annotation, cellular component: nucleus. Lineage: Eukaryota; Metazoa; Chordata; Mammalia; Rodentia; Heteromyidae.